GAAGACGUACACACUAUAUUGUUUCCUGGGGUUGCCUAUAGAAUUGCUUACAUAACACCUACAUCUCUUCUCAGCAUGGCCAUUAUACCCUCUCUGGAAACAUGUCAGUCCCCAAAUGAAACCUAUAACGAAACCUGUACAAGUCUAAUAGAUCUGGAGCCUGUUUUGCAUUAUUCACUUCUUCCAUCAAUUGCCAUAAUUGUGGUGCUGUCUUGUCUUGAAAAGAGAACCAGAAGAAAUGUAAUUGAUGAAAAAUGCCAUCUCCUCAACAGGAGGUGUGGGGUUGUUGUACCCUUAGAUUUAAUGGGUGUAUGCAGCAGUCGGUGGGCAAUGGGUUUUGCCUUUGGAGCUACAGCUAACAAAGUCAUGAUACUGUUUACAGAUGGUUAUUUCCCUCUGCGAGUGCUGCCACAAUGGAUUAAAGCCAUUGCUAUUCUCAUCGGUGCCACAGAGGUGGGCCUUUCCUCCUAUCCGUUCUUUGCUUGCCUUUCAACACCCAUGCAGAUCACUGGGCCCACACUUGGAUUUCUUUACACAGCAGCUUGGUUUGUAAUUAUGGCUAUGCACAUUGGACAGUGCCCACAUGGAGAAAUUCUGGGGUAUUAUGAGAAGAUCAUUUUCUAUUGGCCUUCCUUGGUCUGCCAGCUUUUCCUGCUAGGGAAAUUCACCCAUAUGUUGAUAAUAGCGUCAUGGGCCCAGUUCCAGACCGGUCUUCCAACGGACAACACUACUUUACUGGAAACCCAUCAUGCUCAAUACAUCCAACAAUUGUUGAGGAAACCUCCACUGCAGAAGCCUCAGAAAUCUUGGAUCCAGCAGAACAUCUAUGAAUGGGAUCCUCACUUUCGGUUUCCCAGCCGAAUGAUCAGUACAAUGGUUCUUGCCAUCAUUUGCCUUUACAUGUUUGCUGUGAUUGAGUAUUAUGUUUACAAGCUUGUUUCAUGUACUCUGGUACUUCUGAUAUCAAAUUAUGAGAUGCUUCCAGCUGCCAGCAAUGUAUCAGAUAUCCAACCUUUAAAAGAAUUCAUUGAAGUCGUGGAAGGUGUGUGGAUCUUCACUGUUGGCUCUGCUUCUCUCACAAGUGUCAGCUAUGUGUUCCAUAUCCUCACCUGCUACAGAAAACAUAUCAAGAGGCUACGGGCAGGACAAAAGGAAUUCCUUCCUGCAUUAUUUAGUAAAGUUUCAUCUUCACAAAGUGUGGGAGCCAUUGCAAGAUAUUCCGGUUGGCAAAUUGCCUAUCUAGUUUGGGGUUACCUGGUCAUCCACAUCAUACAGUGCCUCUUUGGAGUGAUGCUCAUUUAUGGUUUGGUGUUGCCUGUAAAGCACGGUCAGGGGAUAGAAAUGGCUAAAAGUUUGGGAACGGGCAUCUUGACCAUUGCCAUUGUGAUAGGGUUCAUCGUGCUGCAGAUUACGACCGCCAGCAGAUUUUUUCUCCAGCCAAAGAUUUUGCAAGAUGACAAGGAAAAACCUUUGGCUCUUGAUAACAGAAAAGUGUUCCAUAAUUUCAAUUACUUCCUGUUCUUCUCUAACGUGAUGCUGGGCCUGAGCGCCUGUCUCUUCCGGCUGAUGUGCAGUGUUGUUUUGGGAGCCUGGCUGAUUGCUCGGAUUGAUAGGACCAUCAUGCCUAAAGGCUACGAAGCGGCUGACAUGGGAUAUAAGACAUGGAUCGGGAUGCUUUUUAUGGACCACUAUCACACCAAUCCUAUUCUUCUUUGCUUUGGCCACCACCUUGCAGCCAAAUGUAUAGAGAACCAGCAGCAAACAAACUCAUAUUCUUGCCACGUUGAUCAAUUAACAGAUUUUAGGGUGUCCAAGAAGGCCAGGACAAGAUGGCUGCUGCUUUAUACUCUUCUAAAGAAUCCCUGCCUCUCCGCAUACAGGAAGCCAAAAUGAGGAUCUAUGAAGUGCCCCUGCUGUGUUUUAUCUGAAUAGGGCUGAAUAGUUUCAGAUGUGCCGUAGAAUUAACGGACCACAAGACAGAACAUUUCAUGUCCUUUGCAUAUGAUUACUUAAUAGUCAGCAUACGGUGAUGAAGACAUCUUGAAGGAUGUUCGUUAUGGAUAUUUCUAUGUAUUAAAACCCAUUUACGGUUGAUUUGGAUUCAGGCAAAUAUGAUUGCUUCUGUGGCAGGCCACAUGCCUUUGGAAUAUUCAGGCUCCAUUCAUUUCAAUCAUUAAAUGCGAAGGCAGUGAGCAUUACAAAGAAUAAGGUGCAAAAGAAGAAGUUGUUUUAUUAUUAUUUUUAAAUUUUAUUGCAAACUGUUUUCAAAGAUUUUCUGGAAUGUGGGUUACAAAUGCUUCAGUAAAUAAGGAAGAAAGCACAUAAAUAAACAUAUUAGCGAUGGAAUUCCCAGGUGUUUAUAUAAUAACUGUUUGAAAUAAGGAUGCUAUUUAAUCAUAAUCCGGGUGAAUUCAUCAAGAUAUUGUCUCAUGAAAGCCUGCACUCAAGAAUUAAUUUGUUUGCACUUUUCCAUUGCAAAUCCUCAGUAGAUCAUGUUGUCUUUGAUGGUUUCCCAAAAACUAUACUUACAUUUACACGAUGGAGGUUGAUAUUGUCCAAACCGGUUUUUUGCCACAAGGAAAGAUCAUAUCAUUUGCAUAAAGUAAAAUCAAACUAAUAUGAUGCCCUGCAUCAGGAGGAAGAAAUUAUAUGGAAGAGACAUACGUGUUGCAUUACAAAAUUAGGGCACCAUAAUACAUCCUUAUUUCACUCAUAAUGAGUUGGAAUUGGGAAAAUCUGAAGGGGUUGAAAAAAAAUUAACAUAGUGGCCAUGACCUCAUAAUCAAAAAGCCUCACUUUUUUGUUGUUGUUACAAUUGUCACACACGAAGUACAUAGAACAAUAGAAAGGCACUUCAAUCCUGAGGUCAGGGCCUUCAUUAUAACCUUUUAAAUUCCCAUUGCAGAUACUCCUGAUUGGGAUGUGAGCAGUUAAAUCAACCUUAUAUUCUUACAGCUAGUUCAAGUGAAACCGCUGAAUGAGAAAUAAGAGAGAUACACAGAUGUUACCCUGUGUUGGGAUAAAGGGAAGACAAUUUGUCAAGGUGCAUCAAUCAGUCUGGCAGUUGAGAGGCCCCCUAGAAGGAGAAGCACAUGCACACAAGGAGUAGAUUUUCUUAUUUUUUCCCAUAUACCCCCCCUCCCCCAGAAAUAUAUAAAGAAAGGACAUUUAGGAUUUUCCUUUAUUCUUGGAUUUUUCCUCCCAAGUUUGUUUUUGAUUUCUUAGCUGCUAUGUAUAUCUAGGCUUAGCUGUCACUUUGUGUUUUCUAUUUCAAAAUGUCAGGCAAGUCCAUCGUUAAUCUGACAAUUGCUGAUUAAGGACAAUUAUAGAGUUAGAUCAGUUGUAUUGAUUGCAAAAAAUGGAACGCUUUGGUCCAGCAAGAAUUCUAAGUAAUGUUCAUAAAGAGAAUUCUUGUUCCCUAAGAAAUGAAAAAGACGUCUCAGUCAAUCUUGCUCAGAUUGAAAACAGCUCUUGAUUUACUUAAUUGGCUGGUUCCCAACAGAGAGUUAUGGAAGAGUG
Messenger RNA from Ahaetulla prasina, 3519 nucleotides. Its product is annotated as stimulated by retinoic acid gene 6 protein-like. The transcript has 18 exons. Gene Ontology annotation, cellular component: plasma membrane. Lineage: Eukaryota; Metazoa; Chordata; Lepidosauria; Squamata; Colubridae. The record is from RefSeq and is a predicted model, not a curated record. Bases 76 to 1893 code for a protein of 605 amino acids. Gene Ontology annotation, molecular function: retinol transmembrane transporter activity; signaling receptor activity. Gene Ontology annotation, biological process: vitamin A import into cell.